Messenger RNA from Orbilia oligospora ATCC 24927, 3459 nucleotides. RefSeq lists its product as uncharacterized. The coding region runs from base 1 to 3459 and encodes 1152 amino acids. The transcript has 6 exons. Gene Ontology annotation, biological process: regulation of transcription by RNA polymerase II. NCBI's taxonomy places the organism in Eukaryota, Fungi, Ascomycota, Orbiliomycetes, Orbiliales, Orbiliaceae. Gene Ontology annotation, cellular component: Rpd3S complex. The record is from RefSeq and is a predicted model, not a curated record.
AUGCCAAAGAAGAGUGGGAACUCUUCUGCGGCCAGCGGGGGGAAGCGGGGGAAGUCGAAGUCGAGGAGCCAGACACCCGCUGCUGCUGUCGCUGCUGCUGCUACUCCUCCUGUAGGAAACGGUUCGGCCGUCCUACAGGAGGACGAUAUGACCGUGUUUACGCCCAUUAAUGGGCCAAUCUUGUCUCUUGGGUCCCGAGACAAUGCAGAGGGGAGGAGGACGCUGGAGUAUCCGGCUUCCUCGGACGAGUCGGGCGAGUCCUUGCGACGAGCCCGCACCCGUCCGGGGAAGUCGGUGAGACAGAUGUUGAUGGAGGAGAGGGAGAAGAGGGAGGAGUUAAAGGAGAGGAAGAGGAGGGAGAAGAAGGAGAAGAAGGAGAGGAGGAGGGAGGAGGAGGAGAAAGCCGGGGGUCCUUCGAGACCCCCUUCAAAACAGUCGACCCUGGAGCGUCACUUUAGGAAAGUGACUGCUCCGGAGGUCGACUCCUUGGAGGGGGGCUCGAAGCCCUCGGUGGCUGUGCCCGGGGCCGAAACCGGGCAGAGCUUGAGGUUCAAGCUCACGUUCAAGAACCGGGCAGCUUCGGCUGCAGCCAACCAGACGGUGGUCCUCACGACCAACCCACCGUCGGACCCGUUGGAAGCGGUGGUCGCUCCGGGUGGCUCGUCCCCGCCGUUGGCGCCUAUUGACGCCAACGGUCGUGGUAGGCGGGCCACUCGGAAUGCGGCCCCGUGUUACAGCGGGUUUCCGACGGCGGCCCCACCACCACCGUCCCCAGCACCACCACCACCAGCACCACCACCCAGCCAGCCAGUUUCGUCGCUUCCGCGACAAACCACCCCAAAGCUGGCGAGGCGGUCCACCAGGUCGGCUAGCCCCCGACGUGGUGGUACCAAAGCCGAGCCGGCUGCGGGUGUGGGGCGUCGUGGGGGCAGGCCCAAGUGCCUCGAUGAGGCGGGGCGGUUCAUCGAUAUUGAACCGCCAAAGCAAGCCGUCUCGUACGGCAACCCAAAGCUCGGGGCCCAGCACAACGAGUACGGGAUGAUGCCUCUGGGGGCCCUCCCACCCAAAGAGCGGGUGGAGGAGGUGUUCAACAAGCCAGUGCCCAAGGAGCCCGAGGCCUGGUGUGAUUUACAUUCGGGCCAACAAUACUACAACUUCUGGGGGACGGCCGGGAACAAGGACCUCCAGAAGCACAAGAACGAGCAGGCGCGCGCCAAGAGGGCCGCGCAGAAGGCCGGGCGUCUCGACGCCGACAACGACUGGGUCUUCCCGGACUCAGAGGGGGUGAGGCGCGUCGUGGGGGGUGGCGAGACGCGAGGGAAGGGGAAGGCGCGUCGGUUGAGGGUGACCACUUCGCGUGGUCACGACCUCGCUGAUGCGUCGUCCCCUGACCUCGUGUCAGGGCCACAGUUUUCUCCGGCUUCGGAGAACGUCCCAGAGACCCCACGGGGGGGUGAAGACCCGGAACUUCAGACCACAUGCGAUACUUCUGAAGCUCCAGGGGCCGAGGUUGGGGGCCUCAAGGCGCUGGCGCCGAAGCCAGAAUUGAGUACUGUGAUCAGGCAAGCCAAGCUUGCCGCGGAGAAGGAGGGGAAUACGGAGGUGAUCGAGUUGUUAAACUCGGUCGAGGUGGCGGGGAGCUCCGAGGCGGUGGAGCUGUUGAUGAGGGUCCUUAAUGGACCAGGACGUCUCUCGCCUGCCAUUGCAGGCACCAAGCGAACUGCCCUCCAGAGGGAGGAAGACGAGUUUCUGGUUUCUGGGGAAGUCGCCUCUUCCCACGGGGGGAAGAGGCGCAUGUUGCGGCCUUUUGUGCCGCUAAUGCGCCCAAACCGACCCGACGAUGAGGACGACCUCAUCGCCGCGAACAUGAACAGGAUGGUCGACGAGAGGCGCAGGCAUCUAGGAGAACUAGAUGCCCGGUACAUUCCCCGGGAGUACAGUUGCUUGCGGGGAGAGGUUGAGGAACCUCUCCUGCACCCCGAUCUUUCAGAUCGGGAGUUCGAAAGAGACGAGGAGGACAAUGCGAUGGAGUGGGAGAGGACCGCUCCUCAAAUCCAGCGUGCCAUGGACUUCAAGACUGAAAAGAAGGGCGGACAAUCUCAGGAUGAGGUAUCCCGGAGACGUAACGCCAAAGAGAAGACCCAGGAAGUUGCUGGACCAGAGGACGAGGCGAUGGUAGAUGCCCUUCCGGCUCCUAUCCCUCUCAUGGAUGACGAGGAGUCCCCAUGUACCGUUUGUCACGGUACUGGAGCACCUCUUGUCAUCUGUGAUGGGGAAGGAUGCCGUGAAGAACAGCACUACUCCUGUGCAGACCCACCCCUCACACAAGAAAUGGUCGACGAGUUGCCAGAGUGGUUCUGCCGAACAUGCACCAACAAGAGGAAGGCCGAUGGAAAACAUAAGAACCCAACGUACAAGGGUAACAUGGGCGGACUCUUCCAGGAUGCAGACCAGGUUAACCAGCGAAGUUUUGUACUGCCGAAGGAAAUAAGAGAUACCUUCACCGGUGUCAAGACAGGGAAACUCGGAACCUAUAGAGAAGCUACCGACCAUUUCGUCCUGACCAAGUCUAAAGAUAAAGAACUCCGUGCAUAUGACCAUAUCCGCAGGAACGACGGAUUGGCCUUCGAACAACAGUUGCUCGGAUCUGAUGGCAAUAUUGCUAUCUGUUAUCGUUGUCGCGAGUCUCGAAUCCGCAAAGACCGUGGUAGAUUGAUUGGGUGUGACUAUUGCCCAUGCUACUGGCACCAGGAUUGCUUACCGACACCAUUAGUGGAGCCACCUGCUAUCAAGAUGCGCACUUCGGACAAACCUGAGAGAGGUGACGAGGUUGUGCUUGUGAAGUGGAAGUGCCCAUUGCAUAUUCCUGAAGAUGUUUACCCUAUGCGUCAGCCCCGCGGUCCGGUUGAAGGAGCCGACCGACAGUGGCCACCAAAACAUCGUCUCCCGCCAGUUACACCAGCCUCCCGAGAUAUCCCAUCUGGAGACUUUCACGCAACUAGGAUUAGCGGGAAAGAACUCCUCUUGCCUACGAGCGGCGUCAAGAUGAAUCUGUUCCCUAACGUGCAAAGGGCAGAGCAACAAAAAGAAUUGGAAGAGACUGUCUUUACGGGUACAGAUGUACAGGCUAUUGAGAUCAUUCGAUCACUCCGAGAUAACGUUCAGAGAGCAUUUGCUGCCGAACCCGUCGCCCAAAUGCCAGCUGUCACUACAGCUCCUACUCAAGUCACUACAAUUCCUACUCAAGUCACACCAGGGCCUGCCUUCCCUACCAACAACAUUGCGGAAUAUAUCUGGAAUAAUGUCCCGGAGCACUUCCGUCUUGGUGGUGUCGAAGCUGCAAUUCUCAAUGGGGAGAUCGAAGAUGACGCUGCUGAACAAAUUCGUCUUAUUACAGCCAUUCAACGAAGCAUGGAUGCUAAACUUGCGCGCCUUCAAGCCGCCGGGAAGUUCAAGUGA